Rhizophagus irregularis DAOM 181602=DAOM 197198 is the source of this 833-nucleotide messenger RNA. The record is from RefSeq and is a predicted model, not a curated record. Lineage: Eukaryota; Fungi; Glomeromycota; Glomeromycetes; Glomerales; Glomeraceae.
AGAAUUUACUCAUAACAGAGUAUGCUGAUGGUGGAAAUUUACGGAUGUAUCUUAAGGAUCAUCCAGAAUUAACUUGGGAUGAUAGAAUCAAGUUGGCUUAUCAGAUUACUGAAGGAAUAAAAUUUCUUCAGGGAGAAAAGAUUCUUCAUCGUGAUUUACACUCUGGAAAUAUAGUAGUACACCAAGGAGAAGCUAAAAUUAUUGAUCUUGGUAUUGCAAAAAGUAUGGAAACUCAAACAAAUAUUCAUUCGGGUGUAUUUGGAGUAAUUGCUUUAGGCGUUCUUAUGUGGGAAAUAUCUAGUGGUAAACCUCCUUUUGCUGACGGAAAUAUUAGUGAAAAUCUUUUAAAGUAUGAUUUAAUAAAUGGACAUAGGGAAGAACCAGUACCUGAUACACCUGACAAAUACUUGAAAUUAUAUAAAUCAUGUUGGGAACCUGAACCAAACAAAAGACCAUCAAUUAAUCAAGUUUUUAGUAAAUUAGUUAAAUUAGGAAGAGAGAUGAGUAUUCAAGACUUUCAAGAUAUCAAAUGUGAUGAUGAUGAUAUGCAAAGCAUUCAAGAUAAUGACAACAAUACUGAUGCACAAGCAGCAAAUAUUAAUGGUGAAGCAGAUGAUAAUUAUGAUCUAGACGUUCCCAAUGGCACUAUUUGAUUCAAAUGAUUAAAAUAACUAUAGAUUUGAUCAUUAUACUCUGUAAGUUCAUAAUUUUUAUUCAGUAAAGUCAUUAAUUAAAUACAGUAUAUAUAGUAGAUUACUAUUAAAAAUAAUAUAUUUUAACUUUUUUGGGUGAUCAGCAUAAUAAUCUUUAUAAAUGUAAACUUUAGAUUCGAU